Dothidotthia symphoricarpi CBS 119687 is the source of this 1014-nucleotide messenger RNA. RefSeq lists its product as uncharacterized. The transcript has 3 exons. The record is from RefSeq and is a predicted model, not a curated record. NCBI's taxonomy places the organism in Eukaryota, Fungi, Ascomycota, Dothideomycetes, Pleosporales, Dothidotthiaceae. The annotation marks the transcript as partial.
GAGGACAGCUCGCGGCCGAAUCCCAACAUCAAUGGAUUUUCAGCUGCUUUAAGCUGUUAUCCUAUAGUUACGCAGCUUGCCAGCCACCUCGACCUCAAUACGCUACACAGUCUGAGUCGCGCAUGCAGACAGUUCCGCGUGAAUUUACUCGACUAUCGCCAACAACUCGUCAGACGCACGCUGCACUGCUGCAAUGAGGAUGGCUAUGGGAGCGCGUCCGGAGAGUCGCGUCGAUUGACCAGCGGUAAGGUGGGUCUGUGCGCAAGAGACAUGGUUGGAGAAUGCUCGCGUUGUGCGAGUGUUGUAUGUCGGAACUGCACCAUGAAGCCGCCACCGACUCCUGCUCUGCGCGCCCGCCACCGACGACUGUGUCAAACGUGCAACAAAGCACCCCUCUCUCUCAUCAUGGCCUGUCCGAAACCGCGUUCGUCAUCCUCUAGUUCGCCUUCGCUAUCGUCGUCCCCAAAUUCGCGCCUGAGUUAUUUCAAUUCAGAUAAAUCCCGAGCUUUCACUACCCCCGCCUUUGAACGGACACCGUGCAACUGCGACAGCGUUGUCUGGCUCUGCGCUCCAUGCGGUAAAGACCUGCGAAACGCUGACACCAUGUACGUCCGCGGUUGGAGCUGGCGCACAAUCUACCGUCACUGCCAUGGUGGCGUGGGCACAGGGGUUGGCGAAGGGAACGAGGGUGUAGAGUGCGGGCGAGGAAAUGCCUGUCUCGGCGCGCGCAUCGUCGAGCACGAGACGUGCGAGCAAGAUAUACUAGAUGCAAUAGACAUUAAACCGGAGUCACCAGAGCGUUGGAGGGGCUCGAGCUAUCUCGCCCAGGAGAUUGAGGGCAUUGGCGGUGUGCUCAAAGUCAAGCAUAAGAAACAGGUUCGCGUUGGUCAGUGCGUGAAGCUGUAUGAGGAUGAGAAGGAAAAGUCAAUACAGUACCUUAAGCGUGAGGUCAGUGGGCAGCUGAGAAGCUGGUGCUCCUGGUGUGAGAGGGUUGUGUUGGAUGAGAAGGACAAG